Messenger RNA from Sesamum indicum (sesame), 1441 nucleotides. RefSeq names its product cysteine synthase. NCBI's taxonomy places the organism in Eukaryota, Viridiplantae, Streptophyta, Magnoliopsida, Lamiales, Pedaliaceae. The record is from RefSeq and is a predicted model, not a curated record. Gene Ontology annotation, molecular function: cysteine synthase activity.
UACUCCAACUUUUUUUCUUUGGUUAAAAAUUUGCAGAAAUGAGAAAAAGAAAAGGAGAAGUAGAUUAAUUUUGGUUUUAUCAUGUUUCUGAGAAGAUUUUGUUGUGUGGAUGAAAUGGGUUUUCUUUGAUGAGUUUCAGGAGUAAUACACAAACAUGGCCGAAGAAAAUGUUGGAAUUGCAAAGGAUGUUACUGAGUUGAUUGGUAAAACUCCAUUGGUGUACUUGAACAAUAUUGUUGAUGGUUGUGUUGGGCGUGUUGCGGCUAAGCUGGAGUCAAUGGAGCCGUGCUCUAGCGUCAAGGAUAGGAUUGGUUAUAGUAUGAUUACAGAUGCUGAAGCACAGGGCCUCAUCACACCUGGACAGAGUGUCCUCAUUGAACCAACGAGUGGCAACACGGGUAUAGGCUUGGCAUUCAUGGCUGCUGCUAAAGGCUACAAGCUCAUUAUCACCAUGCCUUCUUCUAUGAGUCUUGAGCGCAGAAUUAUUCUCCGUGCUUUUGGUGCUGAGUUGGUGCUAACAGAUCCUGCUAAGGGAAUGAAAGGUGCUGUUCAGAAGGCUGAAGAGAUAAGGGAUAAGACACCUAAUUCCUACAUCCUGCAGCAAUUCGAAAACCCUGCCAAUCCUAAGAUACACUAUGAAACCACCGGACCUGAGCUCUGGAAAGGAACGAAUGGAAAAAUUGAUGCGUUUGUUUCCGGGAUUGGUACUGGAGGCACAAUCACUGGUGCAGGAAAGUUUCUUAAAGAACACAACCCUAACAUAAAGCUUUAUGGGGUGGAACCAGUUGAAAGUCCUAUUCUCUCUGGAGGAAAGCCUGGUCCACACAAGAUUCAAGGGAUCGGGGCUGGUUUCAUCCCUGGCGUUUUGGAUGUUAAUCUCAUUGAUGAAGUAAUUCAAGUUUCAAGCGACGAGGCCAUAGAGACUGCGAAGCUUCUUGCAUUGAAAGAGGGGUUGUUGGUGGGAAUAUCAUCUGGCGCUGCUGCUGCUGCUGCUAUUAGGAUUGCAAAGCGGCCUGAAAAUGCUGGAAAACUCAUUGUUGUUAUCUUCCCAAGCUUUGGUGAGCGGUACCUUUCCUCUGUACUCUUUGAAUCUGUCAGACGAGAGGCUGAAAGCAUGACUGUCGAGCCAUGAACAGGUUUUCUGGCUUCACUCAAACAAUGCUAUCGAUACUGCACAGUGCAUUACUGUAUGCAGCAUAAUAUCGUUGGGGGCACAACUUUAGCUUUCUUUAAACAUGGGGUUGGAAUAACGCGAAGCUGAUUUCUCUGUUCACAUAUGUGAAAUUGGGCAGAUUUAUGUCAGUUUGAAUGAUUUUCAUUCGACUUUAUUGUAUGUGGUCUUGCUUUUGUGAAUUCUCCGCAGUUUGACAUUUUUACUUAUACUCUGCUGCCAAGGGCCUGUUUCAUUUCGGUGAAGUUUGAUGCAGUUUCUCUUAUUUAA